AUGACAUUAUUCUCCUUCAAGAGUUCCAAGGCCCUUAGCAAGUCAACCAAGCCUGCACCGUCAGCACCCAGCACAGCAACGGCGAAUGGCCUGCCGCCGUCGGCAGCAAGCGAUGUUUAUGCAGACAUUCCUGCGCAAAGUCUGCGAUACUGGCCAUUGGAAGCAUCAAAACGGGAAAUACGUGUGCUGCAAGUCCACAGGGGCUGGAAAUCCGAUCCAAUGAUUUGCAAGCUCUAUCCUGUCUCAUUGCUGGACGAGCCGCGGCCUAUGUACGAGACUGUAUCUUACUGCUGGGGAGAUACAUCAAGUACGACACCUGUCAAGAUAGAGGUGAACGGCGUCGUGGUCGCGAUCAACGCAAGUGCUGCGGACGCCAUUCAUCGUAUCAGAACGCCACUCACAGACAGGUGGAUAUGGAUCGACGCAAUCUGCAUAAACCAGAACGAUAAGGAUGAGCGCAACCAUCAGGUAGCACUUAUGGCGAAAAUAUACAAAGGAGCUUUCAAAAACGUGGUCUGGCUAGGGAACGACGACGAAGACUUUGGCGAGUACAUCAAUCAAGAGAUGAAUCGCGCUCUCGCAGAUUUUCGCAGCCAUAGCAGAGCAUUCGUGGACAUAUAUACCAUGACGCAUGACAACAUGGAGCUGAAAAGGGAUGGCACAGUCGCUGAUCGAAAUAUCGACUUCAAAGCGCUGGCUUAUCUGUUUGACAGCCCAUGGUUUGGCCGCCUUUGGGUAGGCAUGACUCCUUGGAACUACUCAAUUUUGCAGGGCUAA
Molecule: messenger RNA, 777 nt
Organism: Pseudocercospora fijiensis CIRAD86
Lineage: Eukaryota; Fungi; Ascomycota; Dothideomycetes; Mycosphaerellales; Mycosphaerellaceae
Exons: 1
Coding region: 1-777 (258 amino acids)
Source: RefSeq, a predicted model, not a curated record